ACGCAAUGUCCCCAAAAUUAGAACCAGACGAUCACCUGCUAGUGGGCGGGAGUAGGACGUCCUGAAAAAUUCCAUGAUUUCUGCAAAUUCCAGCUGAUUAUCUUCUUCUAACCGGUCCAAAUAUUUGCAGAACUUUUGACGGAAGCAAAGGGUUCGGUCUGUGCUGCUGUCAUAUAAUUUGAUCCAAGAAAAGCGCCGGCAUUGGCACAUAUGCAUGUAGUCAUUCAUGGUGAUUGGUCAUCAAGUAACAGACUGCACAAGGCAUGAGCCAGUGUACUGACCCUAAGAGCAAGAAGACUCUAGUGAUACUGUGCAGUUUGACAAAGCAAAAUUAAAGUGCAUGAGGACACUUAUGCCACGCCCACCACCAUGCACAUGCUCAGUGCCCAUGUAGCCGGCGUGCUGCAGUAUCUGUCUGCCUCCCCUCUCCUGCUCUUGGCUGUCCUCCCUCUCAUCUCGCUUCUACUCGUAUCUGUCGUGCUAGCGGCCAUCAAGCUCGCCAUGUCGCGGAGAAUCCGCGCACGCCCCCAGGACGGGAACCCGGCGGCCCCGUACCGGAGCGUGGACUCCCCGGAGCUGAAGACGAUGAUGUUUGAGGAGUGUGACACGAUCGACAAGCUGUGGUCGCGUGCCGUGGGCCUGUACGCCACCAAGAAAUGCCUGGGAACCCGGGAGCUUCUGAGUGAAGAAGACGAGGUUCAACCCAACGGGAAGGUCUUCAAAAAGGUGAUCUUAGGGGAGUACAAAUGGCAGACAUACACAGACGUGGACCGGCGUAUAGUCAGCCUGGGGCAGGGUCUGGCCGCUCUCGGACAGAAGCCACGGAACAACGUCCUGAUGCUAGCGGAGACGCGGGCAGACUGGAUGGUCACUGCACAGACGUGCUUCAAGUUCAACUACCCCUUGGUUACCAUCUAUGCGACCCUUGGAGAGGAGGCCAUAGCUCACGGCAUCAAUGAAUCCGAGGCCACCCAUGUGUUCACUAAUGCCGAACUACUGCCAAAGAUUAAGAAUGUUGCAGGUAAAAUCCCCAAAGUGCAAUACAUCAUCUACAUGGAUGCACUAAACAACAAGCCGGCGGCGACCGAGGGUUUCCCAGCAGGGAUACAGAUCCUCUCCAUGGCUCAGGUAGAGGAGAUGGGCACCAGAGCUGAAAAUGCGAACCGUCCGAUCCAGCCUCCCGUCCCAGACGACCUGGCUGUCAUCAUGUACACCAGCGGGUCCACAGGGCUGCCAAAAGGUGUCAUGAUAGCACACAGGAACCUGAUCGGGGGCAUGGCUGGGCAGUGUGACAGGAUCCCUGGUCUCGGGCCAAAGGACACUUACAUUGGAUACCUGCCACUGGCCCAUGUACUGGAGCUGAGUGCUGAGAUAUCCUGUCUGGCAUUUGGGACCCCCAUUGGCUACUCCUCACCUCUCACACUGUCUGACCAGUCUAGCAAGAUCAAGAGAGGGAGUAAGGGUGAUGCCUCUGUGCUGAGGCCAACACUGAUGGCUGCUGUACCAGUUAUCAUGGACCGCAUCUACAAGACAGUCAUGGACAAGGUGAAUGAAGGAGGCAAGUGGAAGAAGGCCAUGUUCAAUGUGGCGUAUGGAUACAAACUCAAGCUGGUGGAGAACGGGUCGGACACACCACUGCUAAACAGGUCCCUUUUCAAGCCAGUGCGGUCCAUCCUUGGUGGGAAGAUCAGGAUGAUGUUGUCGGGCGGGGCCCCCCUCUCGGCGACCACCCAGCGGUUCAUGAACGUGUGUUUCUGCUGCCCCGUGCUGCAGGGGUAUGGGCUGACAGAAACAUGUGGGGCUGGCACUGUUACUGAAGUUGAUGACCUCACUACGGGUAGAGUGGGCGCACCACUCAUCUGCAAUGAGAUCAAACUGGUGGACUGGGACGAGGGGGGUUACACCACGGAGGACAAGCCCUACCCCCGGGGGGAGAUCGUGUUGGGCGGACCCAACAUCACCAUGGGGUACUACAAGAACCCCCAGCAGACUGCCGAGGACUUCCGCGAGGAGGGCGGAAACCGAUGGUUCUACACUGGCGACAUUGGGGAGUUCCACCCGGACGGAUGCCUCAAGAUCAUUGAUCGUAAGAAGGACCUAGUGAAGCUGCAGGCUGGGGAGUACGUGUCGUUGGGAAAGGUGGAGGCCGCGCUGAAGAACAACUCUCUCGUGGACAACAUCUGUGUGUACGCCAGCAGCGACCAGCACUACGCCAUCGCUCUGGUGGUGCCCAAUCACAAGCACCUGAAGAACCUGUCUGCUAAGAUGGAGCUAAAGACUGACCAAUGGGAGGAGCUGUGUAACGACCCUGAUCUGGAGAAGGAAGUGCUGAAGGUCUUACACAAGGUCGCAAAGGAAGCUAAGCUGGAGAGGUUUGAGAUUCCCCAGAAGUUACGACUGUGCAGCGAGAGCUGGACUCCAGACACCGGCCUGGUCACAGACGCCUUCAAACUCAAGCGGAAGAACCUGCAGUCGCACUACAGCCAGGACAUCGCGCGGCUCUACGGAUCGUAAUCACGACAUUCCUGCUCUCGCGCUCACCGUAGAUUCUCAUGUACAAGUGUGUAACAUAUUCAGGUGAUGUCAUCAGUGGUUUCACAUUUGCAUUUCAGUGAAUUGUAACUCAUGUGUUUUUGGAUAUUGAAAGAUCUUAAAGCAAUAAAGUGUUGAAAGCUCAGAAAAACAGAUCUAGGAGAAACUGAUAUGUACAUUUGAGCUACAAUUCACUUAAAUGCAAAUACUUAUAAGGCAGAAAGUAUCAAUUGCUAGACACUAAGAACACACUCUUGAAUGAUGAAUAAGAAAAUUUAGGUAAUGUGUCUGGAUAUACUCAUAGCUCAACAAUAGGAAAACCAACCCUUGGAAAGAGAGGGGUAGGUACUGUAUGCAGUUCUUCCGCCUUUGGUUGAUGGUAAUUAAUCAAAAGACUAGCACUGAAAGUAGCAAAUUCAGCAAAUAAUCAUGACUUGUAUAACUAAGGAUAAGGUUUAAUGAGAUUUCUAUGAUACGCGUUGCUGCACUCAUAAUUACAGAUGUGAAUUAUACCCAAGUGAAAACGUAAAGGAAAGAACAAAUUGUUGCUGCAUCAGACAAUAGCUGCUUUUUGAUAAAGGCAAAAUGCUCUUAUAAUAACUUAAUGGUCACAGAAUAGAACAGGCACUCCAUUUAUUAUACUAGUGCCGUAUGGUACUAAACUUUCAACACUUAUACUCUCAACCCCAAGACAUCACCAAUUGCAAUCUUUCGAAGGGUAGUAAGCCUCUGUAUGUGUGUGCACAUGUGUGUGUGUGUGUGUGUGUGUGUGUGUGUGUGUCAGAGUUUUAUAUGCAUAAAGACUAAUUGAAUUUUCUAUCACCAGAGGGGGGCCCGGGAGCGACUCUGUUUCUGUUAACUGGCUGUAAGUUUUCAUCUUCGUGCGUGUGGAUAGCUUUCUAGCCAAAUGCAUGUCGGAAAGAAAACUUUGUAACUUUGAGCACGGUGUAAAUGUCUGCAAGUUACAUGAUGCAAAUCUUCGUUCCCUAAAAGAAUUGAUAAGAACAAUUCCGCAGUAUAA
Messenger RNA from Branchiostoma floridae (Florida lancelet), 3553 nucleotides. Its product is annotated as long-chain-fatty-acid--CoA ligase 4-like. Gene Ontology annotation, biological process: neuron differentiation; long-chain fatty-acyl-CoA metabolic process; long-chain fatty acid metabolic process. The record is from RefSeq and is a predicted model, not a curated record. The coding region runs from base 370 to 2514 and encodes 714 amino acids. Lineage: Eukaryota; Metazoa; Chordata; Leptocardii; Amphioxiformes; Branchiostomatidae. The transcript is spliced from 16 exons. Gene Ontology annotation, cellular component: endoplasmic reticulum; lipid droplet; plasma membrane. Gene Ontology annotation, molecular function: long-chain fatty acid-CoA ligase activity.